AUGGCGGCAAUGGAGGAGCUGGAGAUUCAUAGCAAGUCCUACUUCGUUCGUUGGAUCAAUGUUAGCGCAAACCACACCAUCUCGUGGAGUAUCCAGCCACACAAGAAGUCCGUGAAUUUCGGACUCUUCAAGCACCCCGGCCAGUCCACUCAACUGAGCUCCCAACUGCCCGCCUCCGCUUCCCACACCACCGAUUCAAACGAGAACCUCCCCGCAACGGCCGCGACUUCCGGCUCCCGCAACCAACAGUCCAACGUAGUCGAGAAGCUGACCGGAAUCGGUCUCAAGUCGAUCAAAUGGAUUGGAAAAUGCGAAGCCAACGUUGUGUUGCAGGGGACAUAUGAUGUGCCCACUGGAGAGGGUGGUGACUACGCACUCGUCUUCGACAAUACCUUCUCCAAACAAGUCUCCAAGACCCUCACCCUCGUCCUCUUGACUUACCCCACUGGCUUCCAGCCUCAUGUCUCGGCGUCAGCUUCGAUUAUGCGCUCCCAGAUGAGCGGCUCAAGCGAGUCGCUUCAGCAGCCGCGUGCGCGAAGACGCGGUAAUAGCCGAUCCACUCUGAACGCGCAAGUGUCCGAUGCCAACGUACAUACUGGUCAGCUUCAGAAGCGGCGCCGAAAGAGAGGUCAGGGCUGGGCCCGCAGGUUCUUCUCUUUGGACUUCACUUCGAGUACGCUUUCGUACUACCAUGACCGCAACUCAGCUGCGUUGCGGGGUGCUAUCCCGCUAUCAUUGGCGGCUGUUGCGACCAACGAGAAAUCUCGCGAGAUCUCCAUUGAUUCGGGUACCGAGGUCUGGCAUCUCCGCGCGAGCAAUGACCAGGACUUUGUGGCCUGGAAGCGUGCUCUGGAGAAAGCUUCUUCGCGGGGUUCUUCGAAGGAUGAGGGUCUCACUCUCCCGGGUCGUCCUGAGCUCCGACUGCCCCUCCCAUUGACGCAUUCCCCGGCGGAAGAGAACGAAUGGACUCGAGUCGAGCGUCUCGUCAGUCAAAUCUCCGGAUCGCGAGAUGCAGUACGACGUCUUGCAAGGGAUACCGAUCCCAAAUACUUUGUGUCUCCAUCUCCAUUCCCGUCUCCGCUCCCGUCUUCCUCGGAGCGAAGUCGUGGCCGUUCUCCUAGUCCUCAUCCUCCGUCAAACGACUCUGGCGUGGACCCCAGGCGUCCUUUCUGGAAGCGCAAGACUAGUGGCAACUCCAGUCAUAGCGGCAAGCAGGCUAAUGCUAGCAAUUCCCAGCUGGUGGUGCCGAUCAAGGAGGAGUCUAGCAAACCGGCUAGCAUUCAUAGCCAUGCUGAUGGGAUGGAUGCUAUUCAUGAUAAUCUAAUGGCAGUCCUGCGGGAUCUGGAUAAUGCCGUGACUGAGUUCUCGAGUCUCCUUGCUGACAGUAAGCAGCGACGACACUCUCUCAAGCCUGCAAUGACGAGUCGUAAGAGUAUGGAGUCAGAUAUCUCGCAGGAGUUUUUCGAUGCGCCGGACGGGGGAGCCGCAUCUCCGCUCUUGACGAUCCAGGAUAGCGAUGGCGAAGACGAUAAGGUAGACGGCGCCGCUGAGGAGGUUGAAGAUGACGCACCCUCUGAUAGUGAUGGAGAAUCCGAGUCGGCAGCUCCUCAUGACGGUGCCUCGCCCCUGUUCCCAUCCCGUCCCAAGUCAUUAUCUCCGCUUCCCUUGGAGAAAAUCCGCCGUCGCCAGACUAUCCUGGCUCCAACAGUCAUGCCUCCGAGUCUCAUCGGGUUCUUACGCAAGAACGUCGGCAAGGAUCUAUCCCAAAUAUCCAUGCCCGUAUCCGCAAACGAGCCACUUUCUCUGCUCCAACGCGCAGCAGAAAUCAUGGAGUAUUCCUCGCUCCUAGACCAAGCCUCCCAGGUCUCAGACAGCGUCGAAAGACUCAUGUACGUUACUGCAUUCGCCAUCUCCUCGCUCUCUAGCAACCGCGUUCGCGAGCGCUCCAUCCGCAAACCCUUCAAUCCAAUGCUAGGCGAAACAUACGAACUCGUCCGCGAAGACCGCGGCUUCCGCUUCAUCGCCGAAAAGGUCUCCCACCGCCCCGUCCAACUAGCCUACCAGGCCGAUAGCAAAGAAUGGAGUCUUGCGCAGUCCCCACUGCCCAGCCAGAAAUUCUGGGGCAAGUCUGCCGAAAUCACAACCGAGGGCCGCGUUCGCAUAACCCUCCACGCCACAGGCGAGCACUUCAGCUGGACGCCAGCUACCCAGUUCCUGCGUAAUAUCAUCGCAGGCGAGAAAUACGUCGAGCCAGUCGGUGAAUUGACUAUCUUCAACGAAACAACCGGCCAACGCACAAUCUCCACUUUCAAAGCGGGAGGUAUGUUCUCCGGCCGAAGCGAAGAAGUCUCAACUCGCGCCAUCGACUCAAGUCAUAAAAACCUCUCCCUCGGUCUAACAGGAACCUGGCCCUCGGCCCUCUCCUUGACAAAGGACGGCUCCCCCACCGGCAAACCGAUCUGGUCCGCAGGAGACCUCGUCCCGUCCGCGCCAAAACACUACGGUCUUACUGCUUUCGCCGCCGCACUUAAUGAAAUAACGUCUAUCGAAGACUCUCAUCUCCCGCCCACAGACUCGCGUCUGAGACCUGACCAACGUGCUCUUGAAGACGGUGAUCUCGAUCGUGCUGAGGAAGUCAAGGUCCAGCUGGAAGAGGCGCAGCGUGCCAGACGGCGUGAUAUGGAGAAUGCUGGCGAGUCUUGGAUCCCGCGCUGGUUUACGCGGGUUAGUGACGGCUCUGAUGGAGAGAACGCUUGGCGGUUGAAGGGUGGUAAGGAUGGUUAUUGGGAUGAGAGGGCGCGCGGUAGUUGGUCUAGUGUCGUGCCUGUUUUUGAGGAUUGA
Messenger RNA from Penicillium atrosanguineum, 2841 nucleotides. RefSeq names its product oxysterol-binding protein related protein OSH3. Gene Ontology annotation, biological process: endocytosis; piecemeal microautophagy of the nucleus; ER to Golgi ceramide transport. Gene Ontology annotation, molecular function: sterol binding. The coding region runs from base 1 to 2841 and encodes 946 amino acids. The record is from RefSeq and is a predicted model, not a curated record. Gene Ontology annotation, cellular component: intracellular membrane-bounded organelle; plasma membrane; cytosol. NCBI's taxonomy places the organism in Eukaryota, Fungi, Ascomycota, Eurotiomycetes, Eurotiales, Aspergillaceae. The transcript has 2 exons.